This is a messenger RNA of Corythoichthys intestinalis (scribbled pipefish), 3287 nucleotides long. RefSeq lists its product as uncharacterized. NCBI's taxonomy places the organism in Eukaryota, Metazoa, Chordata, Actinopteri, Syngnathiformes, Syngnathidae. The transcript has 4 exons. The coding region runs from base 141 to 767 and encodes 208 amino acids. The record is from RefSeq and is a predicted model, not a curated record.
GCAACGUCUGUGUAACCCGCGCCAGACUUCUAACCAAACGCGCUCCUUUAAAGCAUUCUCAUCGUACGUCACUGAAGAUUUUCACCCACAGAAGCGCCACCCCAUUCCCCCGCCCCCUCUUCAUUAAACAAGAGUCUGAGAUGUCGGACAUUAAACGGGAGACGGAGCCAGAGAUCCUCAGCUUUCAAAUUAAAGAAGAAGAACGGGAAGAUGAAAUCACAAAGUGUCCUAUGACUGUCAGUGUGAAGAGUGAAGAAUAUGAAGGUCCAAGUGAAAAGAGCGGAGUAGCAAAAUCUUCGGGCGACAGCUCGUUUCAACACCUGACAACAAAAGGCGAGGGACGAUUGCAGUCGGACGGCAUCUUCGCUGCACUCUCGGACAGCGACGACGUAACGUUACACUCUUCUGACACUGACACUAUUGAGGAGGAUGUUGACUUUGACCAAAAGUCUUCGAAAUCUUUCAACAAGUCAUCAUCGCAAAGAAACACAAAAGAAUGCCAAGACGUCACAGUGGAAGAUCUUCGCCCUAAGGAGCACGAUCCCCCCCACGUUAAACAGGAGGAAGAGUCACAGAUGGCGUACGUCAUACAGAAGGCAGAGCCAGAGACUCUCUACGUUAAAGAAGAACAGGAAGAUGAAAUCACAACGUUUUCAGUGACUGUCAGUGUGAAGAGCAAAGACGAAGGUCAAAGCGAAGAGAUCAGAACAGCGAAACCAGCGAGCAGCAACUCGUUUCAACAUCCGACAACAAAAGCACCGACGUAACGUCACACUCUUCUGACUUUAGCACCGAUGAGGAAGAUGUUGAAGAAUGCUUGAGUUGGAAACCCUUUGCCUGCCCAUUUUGUGGCAAAAGAUUCACUUAUGAGGCUGAUGUAACGAGGCAUGAAAAAACACACACUGUAGAGAAGCCAUUUGCCUGCUCAUUUUGUGAUAAAAGAUUUUGUCGUAAGCAAAAGUUGUCGGCACACGUGAGGACACAUACUGGAGAAAAGCCUUUUCAAUGCACAAUUUGUGGUAAAAAAUUCACCCAGGCAGGAAAUUUGAAAACACACACACGAAUACACACUGGAGAGAAGCCUUUCGUCUGCUCAGUUUGCAAUAAAAGAUUUGGUUGUAAGAAAGAUUUAACAGGACACACAUAUACACACACUGGAUUAAAGCCUUUUCUCUGCUCAGUUUGUGGUAAAACAUACACCCGGAGGGGAGAUUUAAACAAUCAUGAAAGAGCACACACCUAACUUACAUAACUUACCUUCUGAUUGGUGGCAUCUGAAAUAGUUUGAUGCUUCUUUCUUUUCGUUGUUGUUCACUCAGUGUCCAAACUAAAUCUGAAUAGUUUCAAGUAAGAUUUUUGUAUUCGUCUCGUGCAUUGUUAUAAUUUGAAAUCUGCUUCAUUGUAGAAUUACCAGAUCUUUUUAUUAUUAACAGGGGUAAAAGUGGCUAGAAUUUAUUUGGUUUUGGACUAAAAUUCUAGAGGAACCUCCUAAAAUCACUGAAAUGCAGACAAAACUGCUUUUGGCACAGUUAUUCCUGUAACGCAUUUUUUUCAAUGAUUUGCAAAAUAAAAGUUAACAGAAACGGCAGUAACCCCAGCCUUCCAUCCCCUAAACCCGCCAUUUCCUCACAUCUAAAUAGAAAACCUCAAUUGUAACUACUUAAGAACAUUGGAUGUACAUUAAAAUUGAAGGUAAAUUAAACAUUUACUUUUUUAUAUAAUAAUAAAAUUGUUAAUAAAUAAUAAACAUGCAAUACAGGCCAAAAGUUUGGACACACCUAAUUCAAUGCACAUAAAUGAAGGUCCCAACCACAUGGAUAAAGCAAUAUAUUCCAUUAAUCAACCCUGAAAAGGCAUACUGCUGUAAAUUCAAAAAACACUCUAGGGGACUCCCUCUUGAAGCUCAUCAAGAGAAUGGCAAGAGUGUACAAAAAAUUAAUCAGAGCAAAGGGUGGCUACUUUCAAGAUCUAGAAUAUUAUACGUUUUUAGUUAUUUCACCUGUUUUUUGCUAAGUACAUAGUUCCACACAUGUUCAUUCAUAGUCCUUUUACCUCCAGUGAGAAUUUCAAUGACACUUGACGAGUCAAAAAUGAUGCACAGCAGAUAAAAUAAAUAAUCCUCUUCAGCUUUUUUUUUUCUCUUAAAGAGCUGAUCAAUUUUCUGUUGCAUUGCCCUUUAUUGCAUCAGUUCAACAAGCUUUUGUCUUUUUUAGUUUUUCUAUUUUUUUUUUUUUGUGCUGUUCCAGAAAAUGUGCAUUUGAACCAAUCAGACCUAAUUAUCUCUGCCGAUCCAAUGUCAGCAUUGUGGUGUGAGGACCUACACUACCUAGCAUUCAGUCAGAUUACUCGUUCAGUCACAUGAUGUUAUGUUAAAAUUAGGGCUGUCAAACGAUUAAAAUUUUUAAUCGAGUUAAUUACAGCUUAAAAAAUUAAUUAAUCAUAAUUAAUCGCAAUUAAUCGCAAUUCAAACAUCUAUAAAAUAUGCCAUAUUUUUCUGUAAAUUAUAUAUAUAUUCUGUAAAAUAAAUUGUUGGAAUGGAAAGAUAAGACACAAGAUGGAUGUAUACAUUCAACAUACGGUACAUAAGGACUGUAUUUGUUUAUUAUAACAAUAAAUCAACAAGAUGGCAUUAACAUUAUUAACAUUCUGUUUAAGCGAUCCAUGGAUAGAAAGACUUGUAGUUCUUAAAAGAUAAAUGUUAGUACAAGUUAUAGAAAUUUUAUAUUAAAACCCCUCUUAAUGUUUUCGUUUUAAUAAAAAUUGUAAAAUUUUCAAUCAAAAAAUACACUAGUAGCCCGCCAUUGUUGAUGUCAAUAAUUACUUACACAAUGCUCAUGGGUGCUGAAGGCUAUAAAAUCAGUCGCAUCCAAGCGCCAGCAGAGGGCGGCAAAACUCCAUAAAACACAAUUAACAAGUGGGCAUUUCACUCUUCUGACAUUUAAAUCUGUCUGAGCGGGACAUGUGCGUUAAUUGCGUCAAAUAUUUUAACGUGAUUAAUUAAAAUUAAUUACCGCCCGUUAACGCGAUAAUUUUGACAGCUGUAGUUAAAAUGUUAUAAAUGAACACAUUAAGGAACAAGACGUUUGUGGAAAUGUUUUGUUUUGGCAGGCACAAAAGACACCAUAUUAUCUAGCUACGCUAAAAAGAUAAUUUACAUCAUCAUUUGCUAUGGGUUGUCAGUCUCCGAUGUUAAACUCAAGAAAAAAAAAAGAAAAAAAAAACUUUGCUUUUUCCGAGUUAAACAUCAGAGACAGUUGUCGCUGCCAUUUUAUAAAUGCUUUUAAAAA